Molecule: messenger RNA, 1982 nt
Organism: Amoebophrya sp. A120
Lineage: Eukaryota; Dinophyceae; Syndiniales; Amoebophryaceae
Source: the annotation of a GenBank genome assembly
AUGGUGGCUCUACGUCUGUUUCGGCCAGCGCUGCUUCUUUUUGCCCUGACCUCAUUCUGGGGAGGGGUGUGGCUUUCCCGAGCAGACAAAGGCGAAGAUCUGUACGAGACCCUGGGAGUAAAAAAGGAUGCCUCAGCUUCGGACAUAAAAAAGGCCUACCGAAAACUCGCACUAAAAGUGCACCCCGACAAAAACCCGGACAAGAAGGAGUGGGCCGAAGCCGAGUUCAAAAAGGUACCUCUUUUAGUGGAUGAGCUUUAUGAAUACGGCGCUACAGGACGCAUAUGUUGAAAGUUAAUUUGGUGUUUCGAGAAAGAAACAAAAAUACACACACUCCACACAGAUAACGGCAGCCUACGAAGUCCUUUCCGAUGAGGAAAAGCGGAAGCAGUACGACAGCGGAGGUCUGAACUUCGACAAUGUGGACUUCGGCAAGGACAACUUCGAUGACAUCAUGAAGGGGUUCGGGUUCGUAUCAAAAUGAAAAAUCCCACCUCGCCAUACUGAAGCGGAGAUUUGUGUAGCAUGAUUUGAGACCACAAAUCGUGUUGUCAUGCUAGAAGGCAAAAGAAGCGGACUCUAGUGCUGGGUGGCGUAGGAGAGCCUUGCGUCUUCAGCAUGACAGGAGGCCAAUGGAAAUGGAAGAUAGCAUGACAAAUUGCCUGCAAAGGAGGGAGCAGCUGCGUAUCUUGACCUUCUAGUAAUACAAGUUGUGUACUCAAAUACAGCAACCGUCUAAACUGAGGGGUCCACUUAUCCCUCUCGGUAUUCGGUCGCAGAGAAGGGUUGCCGGGGUCUCCCUCGCAUCGGUUCUCGAUGUCGGGUGUGAGUUUGUGACUGCGGGGGCAGUGGUUGGCUUAGGUUUGUGGAGUACUUCUGAAAAGAGGCUCCCAUUCCUUCUUCCAGGUAGCGAUCCUAGAUCGCCGCCACGCGGAGCCACCCCCGUAUAUCACCCCCAGGGGGUUGUGGACCUUGCAAAACCGAUGAGUUCGGGCUGCUGACUGUUCCACCUCCUCCGGGAGCGAUCAUGUUACGCCUCACGCCUCACGCCUCAAAUACAGCAACACAAAUUUCGUUUUCUAUAUGGGGAGGGGGGAUUUUUCAUUUUGAUAGUUCGGCGGCGGCCACACGAACGUAAACGAUAUUUUCAAGGACGCGUUCGAUGGCAAGGAUCCGUUCGCUGAAUUCGAGGACGCGUUUGCGGGCAUGGCGGCGGACAUGGAGAAACUGUUCGGCGGCGGAGGAGCGGAAGAGGAAGAACAAAAACCGCACGGCCGCGGUAAUAAACCACGGGGCGGCGGGGAUCCGAUGGAGGAUAUGUUUGCGGGCAUGUUCGGCGGCAUGGGCGGAGGUGGCGGGGAUGACAUUUUCGGAGGGUUCGGCGACAUGUUUGCUGGGCUGGGUGGCGGCGGCGGAGGCAUGGGUGGUGGGUCGUCGUUUUCCUUCUCCACUUCUACUUCCUACUCCUCCGGUGGCGGAAAGACGACUACGCACAGCAAGAAGUCGAAAACCACCUACAAGAACGGCAAGAAAGUCACGAAGACGGUGGAGGCGCGCGACGGUGGACCCGCACAGGCCACGCUCGAGAUGGAAGCAAACGGGAAGAAGGCGAAGCGGAGCGUCCAAGGUAACGCUCCGCAGCUUACAGAUGAGCUGUAAAUGGAACUCCGCUAGUUGUUCCUGGGUCGGUGCAUGCCGUUCGAUUUCAGAUGAUUUUCCUGCAAGACAUGGUUAUGUAGCUGGAUCGCCCUGCUGUUGCAAAUCCGAAAUUUUUCGACUUCAGGCCACGCCGAUCGCUACUGCUUGUCUAACAAGCGAGCACUAGUUUACUUCCCCAAGAACUACCCAGGAACGAAUCAAAUUCUGAAACUGCACUUCAAAACGAAUCCCAGUCAAUCUAGCGGCCUCGCUGCAGAAAAACCCUUUGGUAAUUGAUAAAGUAGAGGACGAGACACGCCCAAUGAGAAAAAAGCGCGCGGUAU